Molecule: messenger RNA, 1275 nt
Organism: Penicillium soppii
Lineage: Eukaryota; Fungi; Ascomycota; Eurotiomycetes; Eurotiales; Aspergillaceae
Gene: ppe1
Product: putative ribosomal protein/carboxylic ester hydrolase (Ppe1)
Exons: 5
Coding region: 1-1275 (424 amino acids)
Biological process (GO): protein demethylation
Molecular function (GO): protein methylesterase activity
Source: RefSeq, a predicted model, not a curated record
AUGAGCGACCUCCAGAAAUCCUUCGCCAAGUCCAAACUGGCCAAAUUUCCAUCUGAAGCACCCAUGCCUGAAUCAAUGAAUCCAGAGGAUGUCUGGGAAAGCUCUUCUGCUUCUUCGGUCUCAUCAACUGGCACCAUGGUCCCAUCACCCACCCGACAGCUAUUUGCGCGAGCGGGCCGACGGCAAUCGUCGCAAACUUCUUUGACAUGGACGGAUUUCUUUGAACAAGAGCUAUUCAUUCCCGAUGACGUGGAAAACCUCCACAUCGUUCACCAUGUCUAUUUAACACCACCAACUGAAAAAGGCCCACUCUUCGUUAUGCAUCAUGGAGCUGGCUCAUCAGGAUUGUCAUUCGCGACAUGCGCGGAGGAGAUCCGCAAGAUCCUUCCCAAGGCGGGUAUCUUAUCCCUGGAUGCUCGAAGUCAUGGCCGCACUGUCAUGACCACCUUGGACGGAAAGAUCGAUGAGACGUCCCCCUCAACUGGAGAUGCCGCACGCACCGAAGCUUCGGGCCUGGUUGAGCUAGACCUCAGCCUAGAGACUCUGAGUCGGGAUCUGGUCUAUGUCAUUCACCGAACGCAGACCCGAAUGGGUUGGGAGAAUCUCCCGGAUAUCAUCCUUGUAGGACACAGUUUGGGCGGUGCUGUGAUAGCAGAUGUGGCGAUCAAGGGGGAGCUAGGUCAGAAGCUGCUGGCAUAUGCGGUGUUUGAUGUGGUAGAAGGAUCUGCGAUGGAUGCUCUGCAAAGCAUGGAGAUGUAUCUCUCAACACGACCGACUCGGUUCCCAUCACUUCAAUCUGGAAUCGAAUGGCACACUCGUUCCCGCACUCUUCGCAACACCACUUCUGCUCGCGCCUCUGUCCCCUCGCUCUUAUACGAAGAAAUCGAACCCUCCAAUUCAUCUCGCCCUUGGGUAUGGCGGACCAAUCUCUCCGCGACUAAGCCCUUUUGGGAAAAUUGGUUUGUCGGUUUGAGUCGAAAGUUCCUCGACGCGAGAGGCGGCAAGCUUCUGUUGCUUGCCGGGACGGACCGGUUGGAUAAGGAGCUGAUGAUUGGUCAGAUGCAAGGAAAAUACCAACUCCAAGUAUUCCCUGAAGCGGGCCACUUUGUUCAUGAAGACCAGCCUACGAAGACUGCCCAGAUUUUAGCAGACUUCUACAAGCGAAAUGAUCGGAGUGCAUUGGUACUUCCACCGAAGGUUGCUGACAUGCAGGCAUCUGCUGCUAUGAAGAAAGGGAACAAUGGUCCUGUUGGCUUCCCAGGACAAUUGAAAUAA